UCUUUCCGAUUAUCUAAAGCAAAGUGCGGAGACAGAAAACACAACUGCUUAACUGCUGGAUGCGAUAAAGUUUAAACUGUAUGCUUUAAGCUAUGGGCUGUGCAUUUUGCAAGGACCCGAAUAAUGGAAAGCAGCAGGACUCGGAUUAUGUAGAUGAGCGGUCAAGAUUAUUGGAUCAUAAUCAUACAAAGUCUCCAACAGGACCAAUAAAUAAUGGUGGUGAUACCGCUGUUGUCUCGUCCAUGACGAAAACAGAUGAGCAAUCAAUAUUGAGCAGAAUUUUACAUAAAACUGCACAGAAUAUAAUAGACGUGUCAGCAAUUGAGCCACACAGCAUGGAAAGAUCAGAAUAUAUGGACAAGAUGAGAAAUUAUUUAGAAAAGACUUCCAGUAGUGAGUUUCAUGUUCCAAAAACGAAAUUAAAUCUGUCAUCUGUUACGCAUGCGCCAAUGAAUGUCUUAUUAGCAGAACCUCUAAACGCCACAGAUAUAAAAUUGAUCACAGACUCCAGUGUAGCAGUUGCAGCAGCACUCUCACAAAUUAACGUCACGUGCAAAGAAGCUUUAGUAGAAACUCUUAGUGUUGAUAACAAAGAUCCUGUGGUGGUCACGUGAUUAAGUGCCACACUCGAUACAAAUUUAUAAAUUAAAAUUAUUAAAUAAAAAGAAUAAUUUUUUAUACAAUUACUGAAAUUAUCAUUACGAUGGUAACAGACAGGAAGCAACAACACGUAGAACAGCACGAUGCGAUGUAGCAGGUGCACUAAUCUUGACUAUAUUGUGUAUGGUAUUUUGUCUUGAGUUAGACGUCCUAGAGUGAUUACCUAUCCACAUUAACCUGUAAGAAAAAGAAAAGGGGUGGGUAAUUUAAAAAAAAAUUACAACUAGAUAAAAUCUUUAGGGACGAAAGUCAGUGUGGUGACAGCAUACAGUCAGUUUAAGGACGAUCUUAGGAAGAGAAUUGUUAAUUUUAAAUUUUUUUUGAGAAUGUUGUAGUAUCUUAUUUUUUUUUACAUACAGUCGUUGUAAAUUUUUUAUUCUUGUGUUCAAUAUGAGAAUAUACAGUAUUGUGUUGUGAAAUUACACAACCUGUAUAUGAAACCGUGUUAUGGGCAAAUAGUUUGAAAUAAGAACUAUUUCUUGCUAUAACAGUUUUUCGUUGAUUUAUAUUUCCUGUUGUAAUGUUCACAAAUUAAAUUUUAUAGAUUUUAACUUAUCAAAAGAUACAUUUUUGUGCACAAAAGCGAUGCACUUACAAGAUGUAGUAAAAUAAGUUCUCUUUU
Messenger RNA from Hydractinia symbiolongicarpus, 1282 nucleotides. RefSeq names its product ragulator complex protein LAMTOR1-like. Gene Ontology annotation, cellular component: lysosome; Ragulator complex; late endosome membrane. The transcript is spliced from 6 exons. Lineage: Eukaryota; Metazoa; Cnidaria; Hydrozoa; Anthoathecata; Hydractiniidae. Gene Ontology annotation, molecular function: guanyl-nucleotide exchange factor activity; molecular adaptor activity. The record is from RefSeq and is a predicted model, not a curated record. Gene Ontology annotation, biological process: endosomal transport; cellular response to amino acid stimulus; regulation of receptor recycling. Bases 93 to 614 code for a protein of 173 amino acids.